AUGAUGGAGUUGACUGCCAUCCCUUCGUAUCACUAUAACCCAACAGAUGUAUCUGGAGACAAUGGCUCCAUCUAUUACAGUGACGAUGAGUAUGACUUUAAGGACGAGCAUGCUGAGCUGAAACAGUCUCUCCUCACCAUGAUUGCCGUUGUUCACAGUCUGGUCUUUGUUCUUGGUGUGCUCGGGAAUGGAGUGGUUAUCUGGGUGACCGGGUUCAAGAUGAAGAAAACAGUUAACACAGUUUGGCUCCUCAACCUCGCUGUGGCCGACUUCCUCUUCACAGCAUUCCUGCCUCUGGGUGUGGUGACCAUAGCUUUGGACCUCCACUGGCCUUUUGGCAAGUUCAUGUGCAAACUGAACGGCGCCUUAUACUAUCUAAAUAUGUUUGCCAGUGUCUACAUUCUGAUGGUGAUCAGUGUGGACAGAUGUGUGUUAAUUGUGUGGCCCGUCUGGGCCCGGAACCACAGAAGUGUACAUAAGGCGUAUUGUGUGAUUCUGGGUGUUUGGAUACUGGCUCUGAUUUUCAGCACUCCAUACUUCAUCUUCAAGGACACUCUAUCAUUGAACAAUAUAGGCGUCACUAUCUGCUUUCAUAGCUAUGCCCUCUCUGAUGACUAUGAAACACCGUCUGUGAAUCAGCUGCGACAGUUUCGUCAUCAGGCCAUGAUCACCAGCCAAUUCCUCCUGGGAUUUGUUGUCCCCUUCACUGUCAUUGUCUCCUGUUAUGCUGUGAUAAUCCAUCGAAUCAGAAGAAACCGCACCCUGGCCAGCCAGUCAAGUCGCCCCUUUAAGAUCAUCGCUGCAGUUAUCACCACUUUUUUCUUGUGCUGGGCUCCUUAUUACACCAUGCUUUUAAUUGUGAUGGAUCAAUCCAUAUCUUCUCAUCAAAGUGAAACAUCCAGUGUUAUCACAAUCUGGGCCCCUGUAUUUACCUGCCUGGCUGUUCUCAACAGUUGCUUGAACCCUGUGCUGUAUGUGUGCAUGGGCCAAAAUUUCAAAGAUAAUGUCUGUAAAUCCAUCCCAAAAGCAUUGGAGACAGCCUUUCAGGAAGAGGUUUCUGGCCCUCGCACUGACACAAAGUCAGUGCACACCAGUCAGAGCAAAGAGAUGACAACUUGUGAUACUGCAUUAUAA
Molecule: messenger RNA, 1134 nt
Organism: Epinephelus moara (kelp grouper)
Lineage: Eukaryota; Metazoa; Chordata; Actinopteri; Perciformes; Serranidae
Product: chemerin-like receptor 1
Exons: 1
Coding region: 1-1134 (377 amino acids)
Biological process (GO): complement receptor mediated signaling pathway; positive regulation of cytosolic calcium ion concentration; inflammatory response
Cellular component (GO): plasma membrane
Molecular function (GO): G protein-coupled receptor activity; complement receptor activity
Source: RefSeq, a predicted model, not a curated record